AUGAAGGUCGCCACGCCGCCGCCGCAGGGGCGUCCGGGCCUGCGCCACUUCCACUCGACGCCGCCCAAGCCGUGGCUCGUACCCGUGGGCCUCGCGUGCGCGGGACUGUUCGUGGGCACGCGCUACAUCCUGCGCGCCCAGGAGCGCGUGAAUCGGAGGCGCGCUGGUUUCCCGGGCGAGGGCGACGAAGGGGACGAGGACGACGACGGCGCGUCCUCGCUCAGCAAGAUGCAGCAGGUGCUGGGCGUGGACGUCGGCUCUGCGAAUCUGCGCGUGGCCGCGGCGUCGCUGCUGGACUCGGCGCAUGCGGCGCGCGUGAUCGAGAGCGCCGACGGCCUUCGGGCCACGCCGGCGGCCGUGGCGGUGGACAACGGCAGUGUAUCGGUCGGCGCAGUCGCCAGGGCCUUGCAGGGACGGAAGCCUGGCUACACGGCAACAGCCACGAGGCUGCUGCUGGGAGAUGCGACGAGAGAGAGGGACGAGCUGGUCGAGACGCUGCCGUACAUGGUGCAUCAGCAAGGAGACGCGCUGCGUCUGGAAUUAGACGGCAAGACGUACAGCCCAGAGGUACCAUACCGCGAUGAUUCUCGUUUGUUGAGGAGGUUUUUAGCUGACUUUGAAUGUUUUGUGGGGAUAUUAAGUGGGCAGCGGAGAUCAUGCUGA
Phytophthora sojae is the source of this 663-nucleotide messenger RNA. RefSeq lists its product as hypothetical. Gene Ontology annotation, molecular function: ATP-dependent protein folding chaperone; ATP binding. The record is from RefSeq and is a predicted model, not a curated record. Bases 1 to 663 code for a protein of 220 amino acids. The transcript has a single exon. Lineage: Eukaryota; Oomycota; Peronosporomycetes; Peronosporales; Peronosporaceae.